Messenger RNA from Columba livia (rock pigeon), 2907 nucleotides. It is a transcript of the gene DDX23, whose product is annotated as DEAD-box helicase 23. The coding region runs from base 150 to 2609 and encodes 819 amino acids. Gene Ontology annotation, cellular component: catalytic step 2 spliceosome. The record is from RefSeq and is a predicted model, not a curated record. Gene Ontology annotation, molecular function: RNA binding; ATP binding; RNA helicase activity. The transcript has 17 exons. Gene Ontology annotation, biological process: mRNA splicing, via spliceosome. NCBI's taxonomy places the organism in Eukaryota, Metazoa, Chordata, Aves, Columbiformes, Columbidae.
GGAUCCGCGGGUUGCGGCGGAGCUGCGGCUCCGCAGGCCUGCGGAGGCUGCCGGGAGUUGUAGUUCCGGCGCGGGUCCCCCUCUGUUUCCCGGCGUGCCCCGCGGCGGCCAUGGCGGGGCGGCGCUGAGGCCCGGGCCUGCGGGCGGCGAUGGCCGGAGAACUGGCAGACAAGAAGGACCGGGACACGUCCCCUACCAAAGAGGAGAGGAAACGCUCCCGCUCCCCCGACAGAGACCGGGAUCGGGACCGGGAGCGCGACCGGGACCGCAAAUCCCCCGCCAAGGACAGGAAGCGGCACCGGUCCCGUGACCGGAGGCGAGGCAGCCGGUCGCGGUCUCGCUCCCGGUCCAAGUCAACAGAGAGGGAUCGCCGGCACAAGGAGCGUGACCGGGACCGCAACAAGAAGGACCGUGACCGGGACAAGGAUGGGCACCGACGGGACAAGGACAGGAAGCGGUCCAGCUUAUCCCCGAGCAGGGGAAAGGACUCCAAGUCCCGGAAGGAACGGGACUCACGGAAAGUGGAGGAGGAGGAGGAGAACGCCCUGAAGAAGGAGAAGGUGCAGCCCCUGUCCUUGGAGGAGCUGCUGGCCAAGAAGAAGGCUGAGGAGGAGGCGGAAGCCAAGCCCAAGUUCCUGUCCAAGGCGGAGCGGGAGGCCGAGGCGCUGCGGCGGCGGCAGCAGGAGGUGGAGGAGCGGCAGCGGCUGCUGGAGGAGGAGAGGAAGAAGAGGAAGCAGUUCCAGGAGAUGGGAAGGAAGAUGCUGGAAGACCCCCAGGAGCGCGAGCGCAGGGAGCGCCGCGAGCGCAUGGAGCGGGAGACCAACGGCACGGAGGAUGAGGAGGGCAGGCAGAAGAUCCGAGAGGAGAAGGACAAGAGCAAAGAGCUCCACGCCAUCAAGGAGCGUUACCUGGGAGGGGUGAAGAAACGGAGACGUACGCGGCACCUGAACGAUCGCAAGUUCGUCUUCGAGUGGGACGCGUCAGAAGAUACCUCCAUCGACUACAACCCCCUGUACAAAGAGCGGCACCAAGUGCAGCUGCUGGGCCGGGGCUUCAUCGCUGGGAUUGACCUGAAGCAGCAGAAACGAGAACAGUCGCGUUUCUACGGGGACCUGAUGGAGAAGAGACGGACGCUGGAGGAGAAGGAGCAGGAGGAGGCCCGGCUGCGGAAGCUGCGGAAGAAGGAGGCCAAGCAGCGCUGGGAUGACCGGCACUGGUCCCAGAAGAAGCUGGAUGAGAUGACAGACAGGGACUGGCGCAUCUUCCGUGAGGAUUACAGCAUCACCACCAAGGGGGGCAAGAUCCCCAACCCCAUCCGCUCCUGGAAGGACUCAUCCCUGCCCCCCCACAUCCUGGAGGUCAUUGACAAGUGCGGCUACAAGGAGCCCACCCCCAUCCAGCGCCAGGCCAUCCCCAUCGGCCUGCAGAACCGUGACAUCAUCGGCGUGGCCGAGACCGGCAGCGGCAAGACGGCAGCGUUCCUGAUCCCGCUGCUGGUGUGGAUCACCACGCUGCCCAAAAUCGACCGGAUUGAGGAGUCGGACCAGGGUCCCUACGCCAUCAUCUUGGCCCCCACCCGAGAGCUGGCCCAGCAGAUUGAGGAGGAAACCAUCAAAUUUGGGAAACCUCUGGGCAUCCGCACAGUGGCCGUGAUCGGAGGCAUCUCCCGCGAGGACCAAGGCUUCCGCCUCCGCAUGGGCUGCGAGAUCGUCAUCGCCACACCGGGGCGUCUCAUCGACGUGCUGGAGAACCGGUACCUGGUGCUGAGCCGCUGCACCUACGUGGUGCUGGACGAGGCGGAUCGAAUGAUUGACAUGGGCUUCGAGCCCGACGUGCAGAAAAUCCUGGAGCACAUGCCUGUCACCAACCAAAAACCCGACACGGACGAGGCCGAGGACCCGGAGAAGAUGUUGGCCAACUUUGAGUCGGGAAAACACAAGUACAGACAGACUGUCAUGUUCACGGCCACCAUGCCGCCGGCGGUGGAGCGCCUGGCCCGCAGCUACCUCCGGCGUCCCGCCGUGGUUUACAUCGGCUCCGCCGGCAAACCGCACGAGAGGGUGGAGCAGAAGGUCUUCCUGAUGUCGGAGUCGGAGAAGAGGAAGAAGCUGUUGGCCAUCCUGGAACAGGGCUUCGACCCCCCCAUCAUCAUCUUCGUCAACCAGAAGAAGGGCUGCGACGUGCUGGCAAAAUCCCUGGAGAAGAUGGGGUAUAACGCCUGCACCCUGCACGGCGGCAAAGGCCAGGAGCAGCGGGAGUUCGCGCUCUCCAACCUGAAGGCCGGGGCCAAGGACAUCCUGGUGGCCACGGACGUGGCCGGUCGCGGGAUCGACAUCCACGACGUCUCCAUGGUCGUCAACUACGACAUGGCCAAGAACAUCGAGGAUUACAUCCACCGCAUCGGGCGGACGGGCCGAGCGGGGAAGAGCGGAGUCGCCAUCACCUUCCUCACCAAGGAGGAUUCCACCGUGUUCUACGACCUGAAGCAGGCGAUCCUGGAGAGCCCCGUGUCCUCCUGCCCGCCCGAGCUGGCCAACCACCCCGAUGCGCAGCACAAACCCGGCACCAUCCUCACCAAGAAGCGGCGGGAGGAAACCAUCUUCGCCUGAGCCCCCACGGCCCGUGUCCCCUUCUCCGUCACCCCUUUGGGGUUGUCAGGACUUUGCUGGCCGCUCUUUUCCCAGCCCCUCGUGCAGCUGGAGCUGCGGACAGCAGAGACUGGGGCUGGGACUGUCCCGAAACGUCCCUCCUGUUCUCCCAAGCCCCCUCCCCACCAGUUUUGGGGCAGGGCGGGCGCUGGGUUCACGCGCUGGUUUUUGUGCGGGGCUGUCCCGGGAGUUGCGUUCUUGUUCCUUUUUUAGCUGCAAUUCCGGGCUGUGGGAAUAAACCCGCAGCCGCGGUGCCCAA